AUGACGGACGUCAGUACCUGUGUUUGCCUGUCCUUUUAUGAUGACCACCACCCAAUCACCUUAAUGAUCUUCCCCCAUCAAGGGGAAUGGUUAAAAGGAUUCAACCACAAGCAGCCAGCAGCCAUUGCCUUGCUAGACUCUGAGGAGGACUUCAGCGCUCUCUCCAGUCCUCCUCAUUCAGCGGCUUUGCGACACUCAACUCUCGGCGGCCGCAGCUUUGGCCCUUCCGGACAGCGGGCGCAGGAACCUGCUCAGGCUGCGACAUCGGCGUCGGAGCCCCCUUUGACGGACGAGAGGCCCCGGAGCGAGACCCCGGGGCGCGGAGGCCGCCCGGCUGGCCCCGGCUGGCGGCACAUUCGGGCCGAGGGCCUCGACUGCAGCUACACGGUCCUGUUCGGCCAGGCCGAGGCAGACGAGAUCUUCCGAACGUUGGAGCGGGACGUGGAGUAUUUCACAGGGAUGCUGGCCAGGGUCCAGGUGUUCGGGAAGUGGCACAACGUGCCCAGGAAGCAGGUGACUUAUGGCGAUGCUGGACUGACCUACACGUUCUCAGGCCUCACGCUGUCUCCAAAGCCAUGGAUCCCAGUUCUAGAGCAUGUCCGGGAUCGUGUUUCAGGAGUGACAGGACAGACCUUCAACUUCGUGCUCGUCAACAGGUAUAAAAACGGCUGUGACCACAUCGGGGAGCAUCGAGAUGACGAAAGAGAGCUGGCUCCUGGGAGCCCCAUCGCUUCUGUCUCUUUUGGCGCCUGCAGAGACUUUUUCUUCCGGCAUAAGGAUUCUCGUGGGAAAAACCCCUCCCAGAGGAUGGAGGUGGUCAGGCUGCAGCUGGCUCAUGGCAGCUUACUCAUGAUGAACCACCCAACCAACACGCACUGGUACCACAGUCUUCCUGUCCGAAAGAAGGUUCUGGCUCCACGGGUUAAUUUAACAUUUCGUAAAGUUUUGCCUACUAAAAAAUAAAAAUGUUUUUACCAGUUA
Molecule: messenger RNA, 981 nt
Organism: Carlito syrichta (Philippine tarsier)
Lineage: Eukaryota; Metazoa; Chordata; Mammalia; Primates; Tarsiidae
Gene: ALKBH2
Product: alkB homolog 2, alpha-ketoglutarate dependent dioxygenase
Exons: 6
Coding region: 1-963 (320 amino acids)
Biological process (GO): DNA repair
Source: RefSeq, a predicted model, not a curated record